CUUUUCUUUUUUUUUUUUUAUCACCAUUCUUUCUUUUUCAAUUCAUGGAUAAAUAUCAGAAAAUCGAAAAACUCGGUGAAGGUGCUUAUGGUAUUGUUUAUAAGGCUCAAAACAGAGAAACGAACGAAGUUGUAGCAUUAAAACGGAUUCGACUGGAUAAUGAAGAAGAAGGUGUACCUUGCACAGCUAUUCGAGAAAUCUCCCUGUUAAAAGAAUUGAAAGAUCAGAAUAUUGUUAGACUAUACGAUGUAUUACAUAAAGAAAGAAAACUCAUUUUGGUGUUUGAAUACUUGGAUUCUGACUUGAAGAAAUUUUUGGAUUCAAAUGGUGGUGAUAUUGACGAAUGGACAAUCAAGCAAAUGAUGUAUCAAUUAUUAAAGGGUAUUGCGUUUUGUCAUGAACACCGUGUACUUCAUCGGGAUUUAAAACCACAAAACUUAUUAAUCAAUAAGAAAGGGGAACUGAAACUUGGUGAUUUUGGUCUUGCAAGAGCCUUUGGUAUACCAGUACGAAGUUAUUCCCGUGAUGUGGUCACACUUUGGUAUAGAGCUCCUGAUGUAUUGAUGGGAUCAAAACAAUAUUCCACUUCAAUUGAUUUAUGGUCCGCAGGAUGUAUUUUUGCAGAAAUGGCCUCUGGUAGUCCUUUGUUUCCCGGUAGUUCCGUGUCGGAUCAGUUACAAUGCAUAUUCAAAGUUUUAGGUACCCCCACAGAAGAAACAUGGCCCAAGGUGUCUCAAGUUCCAGAAUACAAACGUGAUUUUGAAAUUUUUGCUCCUAUACCAUUAGAAUCAUUAUUACCGAAAUUGGAUCCUCUUGGCAUAGAUCUGUUAAAGAAACUGCUGGAAUACCCACCUGAUAAACGGAUUACAGCUAGCGAUGCUCUUCAACAUCCUUAUUUUGAUGAUUUACGGAGAAAGGAACAAAGCACCGACAAUUUAGCAACAAGCAAAUGAUCCUUCAUCCAUAUUUAUCUUUAGCUUUAGUUAGUACUUUUACACUUUAUUUUUACUUUUAUUUUACUUUUAUUAUUCUAUAUUCAUAUCUCUCCAUAUCCUCCAAAAAAAAAAUCACCUCCCACCUUUAUGUUGUUUAUACGCAUCCAUCAAUAAAAAAAAAUUCAUUCGU
Messenger RNA from Halteromyces radiatus, 1125 nucleotides. Its product is annotated as protein serine/threonine kinase. The coding region runs from base 45 to 953 and encodes 302 amino acids. Gene Ontology annotation, cellular component: nucleus; cytoplasm. Gene Ontology annotation, biological process: protein phosphorylation. The transcript is spliced from 13 exons. NCBI's taxonomy places the organism in Eukaryota, Fungi, Mucoromycota, Mucoromycetes, Mucorales, Cunninghamellaceae. The record is from RefSeq and is a predicted model, not a curated record. Gene Ontology annotation, molecular function: cyclin-dependent protein serine/threonine kinase activity; ATP binding.